Molecule: messenger RNA, 1467 nt
Organism: Botrytis sinoallii
Lineage: Eukaryota; Fungi; Ascomycota; Leotiomycetes; Helotiales; Sclerotiniaceae
Exons: 3
Coding region: 1-1467 (488 amino acids)
Source: RefSeq, a predicted model, not a curated record
AUGUUCACUUGUGAACACAUCAUCAACUACCUUCACGCACGCAUAAUACGGGAGCUUGACAAAAAUGACAUCACUACGGGACUUUCUACUGCAGAUAAAGAGAAAGGAGGAACAGAUUUGAUAUUUGAAAUCAGGAAGUGUCUUAAACACAUGCCCCGCAUGAUCCAACUCACACAUGGUCACAACAAUGGAGAGUUACGUGUGUCUUGGGAAGAUAGCGAAGCUGAAGAUACAGCUUCAAAUGAUGAAACUGCAGAUAUAGCAAACUGCGGAUGCCCUCAAAAGAUAGUGUCUUCCACAUCAAGUGAUAACGAGAUAACCUUCGCAGGACUCGUUUCGACAGAAUCAUACUUUCCGAAGAUCUCAAGAGCAAAAGUCCCGAUAGCAUUUUUCGGCUUUCCUCCCUCGCCCAUAAAACCAACUUCCAACAAACCACAACUAUGUUUACUACCAGCUUCUGACGCUGAUUCAAAUGAAGAUUUGCCAGUUCAAGAAAACAGAUUGGAUAAAGCAUUAAAUAUCAUUCUCCAAAGAUCUUUGCGUGAUAGAAUGUCCUAUGACACCACUUCUAUCGAAGCUCAACUCGAGAAGUCCGAGUCAUGUCGCAGAAUUCUGAGACAAGAUGUAGAAAAAGCAUCAUCAAAGAUCAAAGAGCUCAAAUCUAAUUCUAACACCCUGAGAAUUGAAAAGGAAAGUCUAUCAAAGCAACUCACGAAUGCCCUGUUAGAAAAAGCAAGGCUCACACAAUCGCUUCAACAACUCAAAACUCAGAGGAUGUCCAAUUCCGCCAAACCACAAGCCAACACAGAUGCCUUUAGCGUUAGGAUUGCAGAUUUAAAUGUUAAGAAUGCGGAUUUAGAAGAAGAUCUCAGAAAGACCAGAAAAAGUCACGCCGCUCAGGCGGUCCAACUCGAGACAUUUAAGAAAGAACGAGAUGUCAUGAAGUCUGAAAAUGCAACCCUUCAAGAAAAGCUCUCGGAUUCUCAAAUGAAGAACUCUACAAUCAAGAGCUCUGCAAUCGUUGAUCUUAAAGAAGCACACGCGAGAAUUGGUGCUCUUGAAAAGAGAGAUGUCAAGAUGAAAAUAGACAUUCGACAACUGAAAACCGACCAAGAAAUACUGGAAAAGCGGAUCUCCCAGGCCAACAGCCAGAUUAAGAGAGCAAACAUGGGGAGAGACAAAGCGAUGAUUGAGAAAAAUACUGCGAUUGCCGAGAGAGAUGAAGCAAUUAUGCAGAAGAACAAAUCCCUCAGGAAACAACGAAAAUUCAAGUCUCUCAUGCAGAGUGAAUUGGAAAGAGACGAAAGUUCGGAUGAAGGUUCGAGAUAUGUGUCUGGAAUAAAGAGAGAUAGAAGUCUGGAUCCUUCGGAGCGAGAUGUUGUGAAUGAUGGUGUGGGUAAUGGUAACGGGAGUAGGUCUGUGAAGAAAGUCAAAAGGGAGACUCCGAAGAUUAUUGUGCUUGAAUGA